This is a messenger RNA of Staurois parvus, 406 nucleotides long. The record is from the annotation of a GenBank genome assembly. NCBI's taxonomy places the organism in Eukaryota, Metazoa, Chordata, Amphibia, Anura, Ranidae.
CAGUAUGACAUGCAGAUGAGUGCCGUCGACCUUAGAAUCACCGCACACUUCACUCAUUUGGCCAGUCACGGGGCCAAAACCAGUGUUUGGAGCCACAGUGUGGCGGUGGAGGCAGCAGCAAUGGGAGGCCAUACAGCAACCUAUGACAAAAUGGAAACCAGCAGGAGUGUGAGGAGACCUGAAAGUGGCACAUGGCAGAGUGUGGCGAUGGAGACAGCAGCAAUGGGAGGCCGUACAGGGACCCAUGAGAGACUCUGGACUUGGCAGCAGCAUGAGGAGGCGGUAUAUAGGGGCCCAUGGCAGAUUAGGGGCCUGGCAGCAGCUAUGGGAGGCCCGUAAUCUGCCAGCACCCUAUGUCAAAAAAUUGAACACACCAGCAGUGUGAAGAGACCUGAAAGUGGCACAU